This is a messenger RNA of Clarias gariepinus (North African catfish), 2230 nucleotides long. RefSeq lists its product as uncharacterized. Bases 141 to 1172 code for a protein of 343 amino acids. The record is from RefSeq and is a predicted model, not a curated record. The transcript is spliced from 10 exons. Lineage: Eukaryota; Metazoa; Chordata; Actinopteri; Siluriformes; Clariidae.
UAUUUCUUAGCAAAUGUCCACAUAUAGGCUUAAAAGGGGGGUGUCUCAGGAAAUGACAGAGGACAGCCAUCUACAGGAAGGACUAUUUCUGUACUCUGCCUCUUCCUUGUUCCAUUGCCAUUGUGUGUAACAAGUAGGACAUGUGCGUGAAAUACUUUAUUCAACUUUUAGCAUUUUUCAGUGUCCUUGUGUCAAAUGGAUUAACUUGUUCAGAGUCAUGCAUGAACACUAUUCUUCACAUUCGACCGGGCUCGGAGGUGUUGCUUCCAUGCACACUUUUGAACAGCUCGAAAACCGAAGAAGCCAGUUGGAGGCAAUCUUCCCGCCUUCUAAUCAUCAGGCCUAAUGGAAAUGUCACCUUUGAGGAUCCUAGGGAUGGCAGAUUAACAGUAUUCCCCUACCUCUUCGGCAGAGGAAACUUCUCCAUCCUCGUUCAUCAGUUCCAGGCCUCUGACGUGGGCACCUACUGCUGUGAGCUGAGCCACGAGUGCCAGAGAGUUGAAUUAACGCUCUCACAAAGUUCAGGUUUGCAUAUCCCAUGGUACUAUUUUGCUGCUGGAGGUGGAAUAUUGAUUCUGCUUGUGUUUGUUUUUGUUCUUAUCUGUAAAUUCAGAGUAAAGUGUAUAAAAAGAUCAUCGUCUUCUUAUUAUGUUAACUCAGAAAACAAAGAACAACAGGAGGCAAAACAAACUCAGCGUGCUGAGAGCGCCAAGGUUGAUGAUUGUGAUGGUGAGUAUGAAAACAUAGAGAGUGAUACACAUGAGGCAGAUUAUGAAAAUGCACUGGAGGAAGAGCCUGACGGCAAGGGUGAAGAUACAGCGAGUGACAACCAGGACGAGGAUUAUGUGAACACUGAAAGAAGAAAUAGUCCUGAUCUGUAUGACGAUGUUGACAGUGCAUUUUCUACUGGACUCAAUCUGGAGAGGGAUAUGCGAGGUCACCAUAACAACAAAAGUGUUUAUGAAAAUGAUGAACACGAUCCCAAUCAAAAGUCAAAAAUCCCCCCAAAAGCAGCAAUCAGAAAAUUGCCAAAACAGCAGUCAAAAUCAGGACUAUACUAUGCCAAUCAGGCACAGAUACACAAUACUGGCUACGCUGGGAACAAAGACAAAGAAUAUCAGUUCAAAAAUCCAUUAUAUGACCAGCACAUAUCCACCAAACCCAAACAAUAACCAAUCAUCUUUCAAUGCCCUGAAAAUAUGUCUUUUUUUAUUGAAUGUAUUGUAAUGUUUUAAUAAUUAUUGCUCCACUGGAUUUGUGAGUUAAUAUAUAAGCAAAUAAUAUAUUUUCCUACAUUCUGGUUUUACUGUGUAAAGAAGUUAAAAGGUCAUGUCAUGUGUGAAUUAUUUAUUUGACUGUUUACAAAUAACAUUAUUCAUUACUUUUUAGAUAAUUUUCUUGUUUAAACAGCCCCUAUUAUGCUUUUACAAAUAUGAUCUUUCAUGUAGCUGUAUGUGAACAUAAACUAUCUGCACUGUCUGUGAUGCUGGCAGUGCACGAUAAAUUAAGGUUUUUUGUCUCUUAAAAAAAGCGUUGGCUCACAUUCGCCUAAACGAGUCGUUAGCAAAUCUAUUUUUACUCUGUUACGAAUCCACGUCACUCCGUAACAUACAGUAUUUGCAUAAUGUCCGCCCACGUUCUACGUCUCGAACAACUUGCCCGCCAUUUUACAAUUAACGUUCCCACACUCUUGUUAAUGUGACCGAGCAUUCACGCCGGGUUCGGUUAAACACUUUGUAAUAUAAAAAAACAAUAAAAAUACGAGAGCACACGAAAUCCUUUUUUAACUGUUUAUUCUCCACCAUUCACUAAAACUUAAUUUAACACUCGCGAAGUGUGCAUGCCUCUUGCCUUAGCUUCUACGGCAAGCCCCGAGGGAAAAAAUUGCAUCACACACGCGAAGUGCGCAUGCGCCUUGCCCUCUUACGGCAAAAAUGCAUCACACUCGCAAAGUGCGCAUGCCCUUGCCCUUUCCCUGACCUGCCGGGACAGCCAGGAAAGAGCGGAGGGAGGAGUAGUAAUGGUGGAGCAGCGCUGGCGUUAUUUGUUUCAACGAGAGAUGGAGAGAUUGCUGUAUUUAAUUUUCUUUUAAAGAUUUUUUAACCGGAUUAUCUUUGACUGGACAUAUUCCCCGGACUUCUCACCCUCUGUCAUAGGCCUCCCAGAUUUCAUUAACCCAGGUGAGAUCGAACUAUACUUUAUGUAUGUAUGUAUUAUCUAACACACAUAC